Calypte anna (Anna's hummingbird) is the source of this 4422-nucleotide messenger RNA. RefSeq names its product ceramide kinase (gene CERK). The coding region runs from base 123 to 1763 and encodes 546 amino acids. NCBI's taxonomy places the organism in Eukaryota, Metazoa, Chordata, Aves, Apodiformes, Trochilidae. The record is from RefSeq and is a predicted model, not a curated record. Gene Ontology annotation, molecular function: kinase activity. The transcript has 13 exons.
CCCCGCCCGGGGACAGACCGGGUAGCGGCGGGCCGGGGGCGCCGUUAGCUGCCGGGCUCGCCCCGCGGCGGCCGCCCGCUCUGCUGGGCCAUGCGGUAGCGGGCUGCGGCGGGCCCGGGCUCAUGGCAGCCAUGGAGCAGCUCCUGGGCGGCCCGCGGCCCCGGCUGGUCAGCUCGCUGGGGCUAGGGCAGCGCUCCUGGGAGGUCACCUUAGACGAGGAGCGGGGGCGCCUGGCCUGGCGCGACCCCCGCCCGGCGCGGCGCGGUGGCGAAAACUGUUUUGUAUCAACCUCUGAGAUCAUUGCUGUAGAAGAAACUGAACUUGACAAGAAACAGCGUAAUAUUGGGAAAUGGCAAAAAAUGUCAAAGCCACAUGCUUUCACAGUGUAUUAUGUGAAAAAAGCUCGAAAUCACCGCUGGCGGUGCAGUGAUGUGACAUUUUGGUGUGUUGAUGAGCACUUGUGUAAUCAGUGGAUUCAGGCGCUGAAAGAAUUACUUGAAAUGCAGAAGUCUAGACCAAAGCAGUUACUUGUGUAUAUUAAUCCAUAUGGAGGAAAACGGCAAGGGAAGAGGAUUUAUGAACAGAAAGUUGCCCCACUCUUCAGCCUGGCUGCUAUCUCCACUGAUGUUGUUAUAACCGAACAUGCCAACCAUGCUAAGGACAAUUUAUUUGAAGUUAAUAUUAAUAAAUAUGAUGGUGUUGUUUGUGUUGGUGGGGACGGCAUGUUCAGUGAAGUGAUGCAUGGUCUCAUUGGAAGAAUGCAGAAGGACUCUGGCAUAGACCAAAAUAAUCCCAAAGCACCGUUAGUCCAGUGCAAUAUAAGGAUUGGCAUAAUUCCUGCUGGAUCAACAGAUUGCAUAUGCUAUUCAACUGUUGGCAUUUCUGAUCCAGUAACAUCAGCUCUUCAUAUUAUUUUAGGUGAUUGUCAGCCUCUGGAUGUCUCUUCUGUACACCAUAACAACACGUUUUUGAAGUACUCUGUGUCAUUGCUGGGCUAUGGUUUUUAUGGUGAUAUAUUAAAAGAUAGUGAAAAGAAGCGGUGGAUGGGUCCAAUGAGAUAUGAUUACUCAGGUUUCAAGACUUUUCUUUCUCAUCAUUACUAUGAAGGAACAGUUUGUUUUCAACCAGCAAAGCACACUCUUGGAUCUCCACGAGAUAAAGAUAGCUGCAGAGCAGGAUGUUACAUUUGCAAGAAAAGUCAGCAACAGCUAGCAGAACAGCACAAGGAAUAUGGAUUAAAACAUGAAGAUGAUGAAGAAGAAUGGAAGGUUAUUAAGGGGAAAUUUUUAGCUAUUAAUGCAGUAAAUAUGAGCUGUGCCUGUCCACGGAGUCCUAAAGGUCUGUCACCUGCAGCUCAUUUGGCAGAUGGUUCAGCUGACCUCAUUCUAGUUCGUAAAUGCUCCAGAUUUGAUUUUUUACGGUACCUUGUCAGACACACAAACCAGGAUGAUCAGUUUGACUUCUCAUUUGUAGAUGUUUAUCGGGUGAAGAGAUUUCAGUUUACAUCAAAGUUUUCAGAAGACAAUGAAAGUAAUGUCACAGACAUAGGAAAGAAACGUUUUGGCCAGUUCUGCAGAGAUCAUCCAGCUUGUUGCUGUAAUAUUGCUAAUAGCACCUGGAACUGUGAUGGAGAAACUCUGGACAGUUCAGCAAUUGAAGUGAGAGUUCACUGCCAGUUAAUGAAACUAUUUGCAAGGGGAAUCGAGGAAAACUGUAAAGAUGAAGCUGCCUACAGCCAGCGUAGCAUUGAACUAUUACUAUAGACAUUGCUCCUCAAAUGGGGAGAAGAAAAAAAUAAAAGCUCAAGGAAAUUGAGUAAAUAUGCAUUUUAGUCAAAUUGACAAGUUUUAGAAAACAUUAUUUUGGUGGUUUUGUUCAGGUUUUUUGUUUGGUUGGUUUUUUUGGGGUUGUUUUGUUUUUGUUUUUGUUUUUUUUUAUGACCAGUAUAAUUUUAGACAUGUUAUUGCAUUGUGCAUUGUGUCAUUUUAAAAAUAUAUUGUAGUCAUUAAAAUAUAUCUUGGAGCAAUGUAAUCUAAAUUAUGUUUGAAAAGAGAGGGUUGACAUAUAUAUGUGUUAAUGAAGACUGAUAAUUUCUCUGUGCUUUUCUAGAGAAAAAUUUCUAAUUUAGCAGUUGUGCUGCAAUAAUAUCUAAAUGUUAUAAAACAUUGGACUUUCCAUUGUCAUAAACCCAAGAUAUCAAGACAAGGUAUUUUCAAUGUCAGAGAAUGUUUUCUGCUGGGAGUGUUAUGUAGUUGCAUGUGGCUUAAAUGCUGGACAACAGUGUUGUCACUUGCAUCUUUUUUUUAUAAAAAUCUUUCAUUUUGUAAUUCUGACUAUACCUUGCAACUUAUCAAUGCAAUUCAAACACACAUUCCCGGCUUUAAGUAGUAACACUAAGAGUUUAGAAAACUUUGAAAAAUGAAAGCACAUCUGUAUACAAAUCAUAUCUUACCCUAUGUAUUGUAUUUAUAAAGGCUUUCUUGCAUGAUGCUUUUUGGCAUUAUAAAGCAUUUUAUGACUGGAUGAUACCAAAUAUCAUACACUGUAAUGGAAAUGUCUUGCAAGUGACUUGCAAGGACACCUGCAUAAUACCAGGAAGGCCCAGGCAAAGGAAAAUAUAAACAACCUCUGAAACACCAGCCAGUUUUAAUUUAUUUUUUUUUAACAUAUCUGAAAUUAACAUGCGAAAAGCUUCCUUCUUCAGUACACAGUUCUUUGGAGAUUCUAAUACAUAUAUUAAAAUGUCUUUGCAAAAUAAGAUGUUGGAAUUUAAAGUUUAAAAAUACAAUUUGACAAUUGAAAGUUUUUAAGUAAUGUUUCUUUAACUUAAUAUGAAACAAAACAAUUCGAUUUUCUGAAGUCAAGUGAAGAAACUAGCAUCUGAUAAAUCAUGAAUUCAAUGUGCUCUUUUUUUUUUGUAGCAAAAACAUUGGACUAUUAUGUAUAGAGAUGAGGUGAUUAUUUAAGUUGUGUAUGGAUUUGUGUUUUGUGACACACAAAUGUGUGUAUGGGCUUGGGGCUAAAUUUUGCUUUUCUCAGAAAUAUUUAUUCCUAGUUGAGGAUCAGAAGUUAGCCCCUGCCCUCUUCUGUUUUAAGCAUAUAGUUCUUUUCAAAAGUCAUCCAUCUAAGUUUUUUUUUUGUCUAAACAGAUAAUGAUUCUCAUUUAAUGUAUAUUUAUUGGCAUUUCUGUCAUUCAGCUUGUGUUAGUUUUGUGAUUCUCAUGUAUUUGCUCUAUGUAAGCCGUGAUGAUUGGUCAGUUUAUUACUGAAGCACUUGAAAAUUGUUAUAAAUGGCUGAUAUUUUAAUUUGAAAUAUACUUACAUUCCAGUUUUGUGAAAUAUCAGAAUGGUGUGCUAGAUCUUUGCUACAAAGUAUUAUUCACACUGGUCUAUAUGAUAAAGAGCACUUGCAAAUGAUACUUGUUUCAAGUACAGUCAUAAAAAAAUUAGGAUCUGCUUUUUGUUACAUAGUAUUUCAGGGAAAAUACUUGAAUACUUUUCCAAAAGUACUGCUGUUUACUUUCCUUAUUAUCAGUGAGUUGAAAUGUUGAUUGAGCCAAUGUUUUCCAGACACUUGUAAUGUGUUAUGUGUACUUUAUUUUCAAAGCCAUAUCUAAUAACUGAAAUAAUAUUUUUGACCUAAGAAUCUCAUUGAAAAUGAGUUUAUGCAGUUCUUCCACAAAUGCAAGUAUUUUUGAAAGUGUAAUUUGUUUUAAAAGUUAUACAGUUAUUUUGGUCUAUUUAUGAAUAUUGUGAGAGAACCCAGCUUCAAGUUGCUGUAAUUCUCGUGCAGGAUAUGAUGGCACACACCAGCAGAUGAGGGCAUUGAGGAGAAAUUACAGCUCUCCAGAUCACGUCCUCAUCAAUGAGGACAGGAGUAAAUACUAACCAGCUCUUUCCAUUGAGACCCUUACUUGGAAAAGGGAGGCUUAAUCUAGUGAAUGUAUACUCAAAUGCUUUGAGUAUUUUUAAUAGCUGAAACUGAGUGCUUGGUAUUUCCAAAGAAAGCCACAGUGAAGGCUCCCUUUCUGAGAAACAAGCCACUGGAAAAGGAGGAAUGACCAUUCUGUAGUAUGGUAACGAUGCAACAUAAUAAAGUGGAAAGAUCUUAAGUAAUAGAAAAGCUGAAUAGUUGCAUUUGAAUAAUUCUGUUUGUAGCAUAUUAUACUAGCAAUGCACCAUAUGUGAGUUAUAUUACAUGUCCAGUUUAUUUUUAAGAAGAGAGCUGCAUAAGUAAUGUCUGCUUACUUUUUAAUUGUAGUUUUUUUUCUGUGAAUGUAGUCUCAGUAUGGAAAUUAUGUAUAGAAAAAACAAGUUCAAUUUUUCUUUUUUUCCCAAUCUUGCUGGCUUCAAGAUUAGAAAAUGUAUUCAGUUUUAUGACUAGGGCAUUUCAUUGAAAAAAUAAAAUCAUGUCAUACAGCAA